UCAGCAUGGAGAUGAGGUUUCUCCAGCAGCCAGUGACCUGGCCAUGGUUCUGACCAGAGGACUGAGUAUGGAGCAGCAGAAGAGCAACAGGGACUCUCUGCAGUACUCCAGUGGCUACAGCACAGAGACUACAACACCAUCCUGCUCUGAGGACACAAUCCCCUCCCAAGGUUCUGAUUAUGACUGCUACUCAGUGAAUGGUGAUGCUGAAGGUGCAGAUGGCCAGACAGAGUUUGACAAGUCCUCCACAAUUCCUCGCCACUCUAACAUCGCUCAGAACUACCGGCGCAUGAUCCAGACCAAGAGACCAGCGAGCACAGCCGGACUACCCAGUGGGGUUCUAGGUCCUGGGGGUCAUCUUAUAUCCGGGGGAGGUGGUUCAGGUACUCCAGGCACUGCCACCAUCCGCCGAACCCCGUCUACGAAACCGGGCGUGAGGCGCACACUGUCCAGCGCGGGGCCUAUUCCAAUCCGACCACCCAUUGUGCCUGUCAAGACACCAACUGUUCCAGGAGACUCACAUUCACCUGGGGCAAGUGGUGGGUACGCAGGUGGAGCCCACUCAGGUGGGGUGCCUGUACGUGUGGGUAGUGAGGAGUGUGUCUUCUUUACUGGAGUUGAGGAUGCACAGGGAGCGCUUGAUUAUGUGAAGGCAUCACCGAAGCGCCUCAGUCUGCCUAAUACCGCCUGGGGAUCAGGGGCGGCAUUAGAGAUCUACACCCAGCAGCAUGGAGGCCUUGCCAUGGGAACAGGCUCAGGGGCCGGGUCAGAGGAGGAUCAGAUGAUCGCGGCCAAUCGGCACAGCCUAGUGGAAAAGAUCGGCGAGUUAGUUGCCAGUGCACACGCCCUUGGAGAAGGGCAGUUUCCUUUCCCCGCCCUCCCUGAUGACCCGGCCCUGCAGCCAACCGGCCCCACUGAUAGUGAGAUAGAGAGGGCAGAAGGGUCCGGCGACAUGUUGACCACCAUCAGGAGAGGGGUCCGUCUCCGCAAGACCGUAUCCAAUGACCGCUCAGCACCACGUAUCUUGUGAUUCGAGAAGAAGCAGGAAUAAGAUGAUACUUGUCAGCCAAUAGGGAGUCAGGUGUUGGUGUGGUGCAACCCAACAGCCUAGUACAUACACAAACACUUAACUAUGUAGGGAAAGCUAUAAUAUAACAGAUGAUAAAUAAAAACAUACACAAAAAAAGUUUAAUGACACCAUUAGAGUAAAUGAUAUAUAAUAUAAUGAUAAUAAUAACAUUAAUGAUGUUAACUCAUGGUGACAAAUUAAAGUGAAAUACUGAAUAUUGACAGGCUCCUAGCAGGCCACUAUAACUAGUGUAUGUUGGAUGCAUGUUUGUCUUCUUUACACCUUCACCCAGGGACGAAAAACAGAUACGUGAAAAAAAAGGCAAAGAAAGAGAGAAAGACUGGGUUCUGUUUGUCAAUUACACCUUUCCCCAUCCUCUUCUCCAACUAACCCGACUGUCUACUCCUAGAUGAAAGACUAAUGACUGAUGGAGGUCCCUGUGGGGGGUGAUUAAGAGGGGGGGUCAGAGUGCCAUGUGACUCAGCAGCGACAUACUGUAUUUAUUAGCCCACUGAACUUUAGCUUUGGUAUUAGCACGGGGAGCUAACAGGCCAGAGGUCCCCUCUGGUUCAUCCUAAUGUAAAAGAGUGUUUAAAAAAUACUGUUGGCAUUGAACCGUGCUAGUUGCCCCUUCCCCUCUCUUGUGUGUGUGGUGCAUUCAUGUGUAUGCAUGUGGGCAAAGGCGAGUGUGUGAGCACGUGAUUGAUUGUUUGUGUGUGCGCGAGGGGGGUGGGUAGAGCUCUGCUGCAGGACAGCUGGUUACCCAAUGAGGGCAGGGCUUUUCUCCUGUGUGUUGUACCUGUAUUUUCUUGUUUAUAUCGUGACGUCAUUUACCUUGUUACAACUGUACGAGAAGUAAUCCAGGCGUAUAGAUAUAUUCAUAUAUAUUUUCUAGAACCAGAGAGAAAAUGUUAAAUCAGAAAUGGAGCAAUAAAUGUGUUUUAUUUUCUUGUUUCUAAGAAGAGGAUAAAUGGAGGACUGUGGGUUCUCCUUUAUCACAUUCAGGCAAUCAUCAGGAAUGCUAAAUUAUAUGUUGACUGUGAAUUCAUGCCUCACCACUUUGGUGUGUCUCUCUCUCUGUUGCUUUUUCUUUCUAGUGGAGGAAAUGGAUUUCAUAAAUGUUGAAAAACGCUCAAACUGUAAAGCACUUUGAAAGGUAGAGUAUGUACAAUAGCUGCUAGAUGUUGCUGUAGUCAUACCUUAUGCAAGGGAGAGAAAAAGUGAAAGAGAUGGUUGCCAAUAAUAGGGAGGGAUAUUAUUUAAUGUGUUAUAGAAGACAGGGAGGGACAAAGAGGAAGUGAUAAUGACCGGUGGAAUUGAAGUAAUUGGUGGAAGAAGGGCAGGGAUGAGAAAGUUGGGCACAAAUAUUUAUCUAAAAUAUUGAUUGAACGUCAGAGCUCUUCAGGGUUCUACAAGCCAUUGUGCUUCUGUGGAUGGUGAAUUAAGUGGUUGCACUCAACACAUAUUGCAAAAUAUACACAGCACAGAUAGUUGAGAGUACUUUGGGAUAUAGGCUUUAGAAGGUCACUCGACCCGAAUGACAAAAAUAGUCAGCCCAUAAAAUUUAUUAUGGAAAUUUCUAAUGUCCAAAGUAAGGUAAAUUACAAAAUAGCAUUCACUCAAGUUCAUGUGCAAAUAGAUAUCAGUACAUUGGCUUAUCCGCAAAUGUAUUCUUACCUGUAAAUACUGUAUAUCUUUGCAUUAUGAAAAAGCUGAGCAGCAGCCUUUUGCCCAAGAUUGGCUCCUCAAGUUUUAUUUAUAAGGACACCAUACAACAAAUGUAAUAUAUCAUACAGAGGAUUAUAUUAGCAAUAAUGUUACCAUAGGAGACAACAAAUGACUUUGAGGGACAGCACGCACAGUUAGUUGCACAGUGUUGGGCAGUGGUUAGCUGAAAGCUAGCAGUUAGCAGCUCUGGCUUUGGCCAGGCCUUUAGUUGAAGAUAGGCUUUAUCUUUAGGUAAACAGAAUUUAAAACUCAGUGCUUUUGAUGAUCGGUAAUGUGUAGUUGAACAAAAAUAAAACUUGCCCAACACUGUUUAUUUAAUUGAGGGAUUUACCCUGUUUGUGUAUGUAAUGCUAAGCUAAACGUUAACAUUUAGAUUAGCAUGUUUUCAGUCACAAACAGUACAUACAGUUCCACUAAUUAUGUCCUUUAACUGAACCUGUGUCUCAAUUUGGAUACUUCCAUUAGUGCCAUGUAUUUGUGUAGUGCUUGAAUUUCAACAGUGUUGUGUUGCUUCAAAGCUAACAGCUGUUGUGAAGUAACCUAAAUUGACUCACAUUUGAACAUCCCUUUUUAUUUAUUUUUAUUUUAAUCGUAUAUUGCAACAGGAAAUAUAUCUAGCCACCAUAUUGGCAAGUCUGGUGGUAACUGCCCUUUGACUAGAUAGCCAAAAUAGCGACCAGUGCUCCUAGUACCAGACUCCUGCUACUUGGAUGGGUUAAAUGCAGAGAACACAUUUCACUGUGUGUGCUGUAUGCUCUGCAUGUGUGACCAUUUAAGAGUGUUUCAUCCCUCCAAUUCUAUUAUAUUCUAUUAUUGAGGGUAAGAAUUAUCCAGUGUUCCACACGUCACUUUUUGACAGUUAUAAGUACAACAACCAGGCAUUCAUAGUGCACUUCUGCCACACUUUCAAAAUAUGGAAGUCCACAAAUUGAGACACAGCACAAGUGUUUCUAUUCCAGUUUAGCUUAGCUUAGUGCUAAUAACCCAGUUCAGCUCAGGACACGACUGCAUGAAAGGAUUAUUUAUGGACGAUGUGGUGAAGAAAAAGGUGAAGCCUGUUUGAUACGCUCUCUGAUGACAAAUAAGCGGGAGUGUUAAAUUAGACUUUAGAAACUGACGGAGAGAGGACGAGAGCAAUGAGCAUUUCACUGCCUGUUCAUACAAUGUGUUGUACUUGUAAAUGAGAAUCAGGUGCGCAUAUUUGGCAUUAAUGGUUUGUUAAACACAAAUGUACAUUGAAUUUUCAGUUCCAGUAUAUUAUUCUUUUUUCAUUUUGCAGUAUUGUUUGAAUAUUUUGUCUUAAUUUUAUUUUAUGUAAAAGAAUAAGAAAUCACUCCACAUCUAACACAAACUAUUAAGCUGUGUCAUAUGUGGAUGUAGGAUGGGUGGGCCGAGUGUGAGUGUGUCCUUGUUUGGUCGGUGAACUCUUUACAUCUGUACGCUCUUCUAACAGAAGGCAUCAGCACUCUUACAGUAAAUGCCCUAUUUUUAACUUAUUUCUUAACUGUUUUAAAUAUAGUUGUGGCCCUUAAAAAUAAUAUAAUGAUGAUUCAAUUUAAAGAGUGAGAGAGGAUAAUGUUUGAAAUUUGUAAACACAAUGUGUGUGUGUUGUCACAUGUGGACGAUGUGUGUUGUAUCAGCUGGGUGAGAGGGUAGAAGGGGAGAGGACCUCCCUCUUGAAAAAGAGAAAUUGUUCUUCUGUAAGACCACCAAUGGAAGUCAAAGUGCACAUGAAUAUAGGUAUGGAUACUGAAUGUACUGCAAUGUAUAGGGGGGACAUUUAACUGUUUGUGUUUGACUUGCUUGAACGAUUGCAAUGUCAUGACUUUGUUCUUGUACAACUGAAUGAAGUUUAAACAGUAGGAAAGCAAUACAGAGGUGGUGUGCAUGUGCAUACAUUCAAGUGUGGGUAUGUUAAAGGAAAAUAGCUCUGUUUUGUUUUGGUUCACCAUCUUGAAGAUUAAAGCUAUAUCACAUUGUCAUCUCUGAAUGGGAUGAUAUAGAGUUACCCUUCACUAUAUUUCCAAGGACACUGUUAGAGCCAAUUCCAAGAGUCUGAAUGCGUAUGUGCUGUAUGUUUAUUAAUUCUAGUGCACAUUGAAUUCAGUGCCAGUUAUCUAUAUUAGUCAUUGCUUCAUUAAAGCGUUUAUAAUUCCCUGCAAAACAGACAUGCUGCUUUAUUCCAAAUGAUGGAUUACAACUCAGGAUAAGAGCAGGAUUUCACAUUGAGUCAGAUGAGAAAAAGUCAGAUCAUAUUGAACACACUGGCCUUUGAUGAGUGUGAGAUGAGUGUACAACACUGCUAUUUUCCUUUAAAAUGCAAAAUUAACAGCACAAAAAGUUAUCUAAACUAAAAAAAUGUCUUUUUUUAACAUGCUGAAUUAACUGUGUACUGAACUAACUGUCUGAUCAAGCUGAAACUACUACUCUGCUACACAUAUCAUUAUGCCCAUUUUUACGAGUAUGUGUUUGUGGGUAGAAAUAGGUCUACUGGCUACAAUGAAACAGACAUACAUAAAAACAUAUCGGCAGAUUUACAUGCGUGCAGGAAUGCUUGCGUACAACACAAACAAACACGUCAUAGGAUAUACACAAACUACACAAACUAGGCUUGUGUAUACACAAGUUACACAGGCCUAACUGCUGUACAUCAUGUUCAAAAGGAACUAGCACUGUAAAAAUACAUUUAUUUACAUUUCAUAACUUUUAAAUCAGUUAAAAAGUUGAAAAUAUCCCAUCUCGACAUUCAGUGAUAUUGCAGCAUUGUAAAUUCUUAUCUUGACAACAUCUAGAUAAGUACACACAUGAAACAUGAUAGUUACAUGCCAUGUGCACACUUGAAUAAAAUGUCUUCAGAAAAUACUGUGUUUCUGAACAGACUGUAGUGCUGUUGAGUUAUUAUGCAAGUACCUACGACUACAACUGUCAAACUGAUAAAGGAAUAGUUUGAGCUACCUACAACGGCAUGGUUAGCUUAGCCUUCGAUCAAUAAGUAAGCACAGUUAGCCUGUUUAGCCCAAUGAUUACUAAUACAUCAACCAGGAUCUAAAGUGAACUAAUUAACAUGCUAUGUGUUGUUUGCUGAAUCCACACGGAAAAACAAUUAUAUUCAACUCAUUUUUUGGCCAAGUGCCAAAAAAUACCCAGUUGAAAACCAGUUACUCCAAAGGAAUACUUCUAAAACAAAAUGAGAAUUUGUGACAAUUUGUAACCCAAUGUUACUAUUGAGUUUUGAGAAAAAUGCCUGCCUUUACGUUCUUAAACUAAAAGGCUUGGAUAAUACUGCAAGAGUUUUUAUAGUGAUAUAUUUUUGCUUUUGUUAAAAGCUGCCCCCAUUUACUUAAAUUCGUUUUUUGAUUUUCCAUUCACAUGGUGACAUGUGAGAAGUUUUCUUUAAGAACUCAAAGUAACACAUGGUUUUUAAUUUGUAUACAAGUUGUAAUUGUUGGCGUUUAUUACUCUUCAUAUGAUUAGUAUAUUGCCAUUGUAGGAACACAGUAGGGUUAAAAACUCAGCAGCACCAUUGUCUGAAAGCCUGGAGGUGUACAGAAUCUACUAAUUACUAUCAAAUUAGUUUGAACACUCACGUUAUGUACGGAGACCGUUUUCACACUCAUGUAUCCCUCUUUCUCUUUUCCUCUCUAUUAUCUUCCUCUUUUCUUACCUCCAUCCACUGGCACAGUAAUCCCAGGGAUGCCGUCUGACUGAUAGGUUAGAAAACAACAUUUGUUGAGUCCCAUCAGCGGCUGUACUCUUUGUCCCUCGCAGCCCAUCAAAGCUAAUGAAACAUAAUUCUGAUGAAGUCUUUAUUCACACCACAGCCAACAUGAGCUCAGUUUCUCUCUCUGUUAUAUCCCAUUCACUCUGGUCCUUCCUCUUUCUCCAUGUCUGUGUGUUUGUAGGUUGGUAAGUAUGUGUGCUACAGUUCAAAUGUGGAUGUAUGUGGCUAACUGGUGGUUUCUGCGUGUGCUGUGUUAAGAGCCAGAAGCAUUAGCUAGGGUAAACUACCCCGCUGUACAGGACUAGCUUCAAGGCACUCAGCUGACACUCAAUCAUAGCACUAGAUUACAUUUUAAUUAAUUUUUGUCUUUUAAGACAUCUUGUUGGGACCAUAUCACAGGCAGCUUAUAUUACUUUGAUGGUUUAUUGGUGAGCUUCUGUCUCUAAAACCUACAAGACGCAAGGGGGAGCAGUAUAAUAACAUGCAGUAGGAAUUUUUACCCACAUCGCCAAAAUAAAUCGUUUGCAGCACAAGUACAGUAUAUUAGUAUUUGUGUUAAAUAGGGCUAAAAAUCAAACCAAAAUGGACACAAGUGACAAUUACAGCAUAAUGUUAAAAUGUCACGGAACAGUAGCACAUGAAAGGGAGGAUUCUAAAGUCUUAAUUCAAAACCAAACAUCACCAAAUCAAGUAAAUGUUAAAAAAUAAGAGGGUUUUUAAAAAGCAUUGGUUUUUCAACUUGUCCAUCCACAACUUAGUUACCCUGGUUACUUACUAGGACAUUGGCAGAUUUCCAUUGUGGACAUUUUCUUGCAGCGGGAACACAUGCAAAUCUAUGUGGAAAUUUAGCUGAGAACGGACUUAUUUUGCGGUCUGAAAUGCAACUUUGAAAUCCUUCAAGAAAACACAGGAAACAUACUGUCUGUCAAACAUUCUUAAAAACAAAAACACAUUUUUUAAGGCUCCUUAUGGCUGAUUCAAAUAGGAAUGACCUUGUGGUGACCAUUAAAAGGACAGAUUGAGCUGCAUUUAUAAUGAGAAGUAUUGCACAUAGGCAAAUCCCUAGUGUAUGGAACUGAGCUAGGGUUAGGGUUAGGCUUAAGCAAAAGACAAAACAUAUAAAGUGUUCUUACUCUAAGUAGGUAUUUAAAUACUAAUAUCAGUCUUAAUUUAAAUUAUACCUUACCGAAUACAUUUAAAAUUCUUUAGAAGGUACCAACAUAUGGGGUAUUUAAAAGGGUCCUUAGGCUCAAAUGCUGCAUUACAACACACUCCCAAAGCCAUCUGCCCAGGUUAUACUGAAUGUGUAUGUGAGUGUGCAUGAAUGUGUGUUGCACUAGGACACUUGGUUAAGACCCCUACUGUUCCUCCCUCCCACCUCCCACGCACAAUCUGCCAAUCGUCUUUGCUGUCUAUAACUGAAGAAACCCAACACACACAUACACCAACAAGCACACACACAGUUGUCUGAAGCAUACGUGACUAAGGUAGAUUCUUGGAAGCUCCGUUUUGGUCUUCUGAGGGAUCAUGAUGAAACACGUUGUAACUUCCUGUCAUAUAGCCAUGCAGAACAGAGGGGCCACAGUGGCCCCCGGUGCCACAGUGACUGAACUUAAUGUCUCUGUCAGUUCUCCAGUUCUCAGUAGUGUCUCUCGCUUGCUCUCUCUCCCUUCUUCCUCUAUAGCCUCCAAAUGAAAUCUCUCCACAACUCACCUUUGAGACAUUGAUAUCAUUUUCUAUGGGGCUAUUUUGUUCCAAGGAUACCAAUUUGGCCCAGUCAACAUCUGCUUUAUGUUUCUGUACAAACCAAUCUUUUGCUCCUCUCUUCACCCCCGCCCCCCUCGUAGACCUGCAGGCACCGUGGUCUUUGUCUUUCUCUCUUCUUUCUGUCCCCUCUUCUUCUUUAAUUUAUUGUGAAUCGAUUUCUAAGGUUGUUUCGCCUCUGUCGCUGAUGAUAAGGUUUUCUUUUUCUGUCUUCCACUGUAAAAUUGACCUUUUUUUGUUAACUUUAGUCACUGCUAAUGUAACAAAACGCACUGUGAUGAUUCCAGUAUUAAUAAAAGUUGUACUUAAACUGUG
Molecule: messenger RNA, 8597 nt
Organism: Notothenia coriiceps (black rockcod)
Lineage: Eukaryota; Metazoa; Chordata; Actinopteri; Perciformes; Nototheniidae
Product: MTSS1-like protein
Exons: 2
Coding region: 44-1030 (328 amino acids)
Biological process (GO): cell projection assembly; membrane organization
Cellular component (GO): cytoplasmic side of plasma membrane; actin cytoskeleton
Molecular function (GO): actin binding; phospholipid binding
Source: RefSeq, a predicted model, not a curated record